Aspergillus viridinutans is the source of this 444-nucleotide messenger RNA. RefSeq lists its product as uncharacterized. The record is from RefSeq and is a predicted model, not a curated record. The coding region runs from base 1 to 444 and encodes 147 amino acids. Lineage: Eukaryota; Fungi; Ascomycota; Eurotiomycetes; Eurotiales; Aspergillaceae. The transcript has 2 exons.
AUGCCAGAUCCGCAGGUAGUGGGCAUCCUAAUGAACAUGGAUAUCGACAUCAAACCCCACAAAGCGGUUCCCACUCUUAAGGGAGAAACAAAUUGGAUUCUCUGGUUGGAGAGGCACCAGGGCUACCUCUACAGCCAAAACAAUGCAAGGCUCUCCAUCGUCAACAAGGCCGCAUCUCGCAAAAUGCCAACAAAGAUCAACCCCAAGAGAGCUGUCGAGUCCGCUGCUCUAGCUCUGAAUACGUCCCAGUACCAUACGCAUUCGAGCGCUUUGCACAGCAUCUACCUUGCCGGUAAUCUCCAGCCAUGGCUAGGCUUCCUGAGCGCUGUUCAGGCCUAUCACGAAAGCCAUACCUGGCAGCAACAGAUUCUGGGUUACACGCUUCAAGCCCGGGAUCUGUAUACGCAUGGAAACGUCGAGGUUGGUGAUGAACACGGUGUCUAA